Messenger RNA from Penicillium subrubescens, 1464 nucleotides. RefSeq names its product 8-oxoguanine glycosylase OGG1. Lineage: Eukaryota; Fungi; Ascomycota; Eurotiomycetes; Eurotiales; Aspergillaceae. Gene Ontology annotation, cellular component: nucleus. Bases 31 to 1365 code for a protein of 444 amino acids. Gene Ontology annotation, biological process: base-excision repair; nucleotide-excision repair; base-excision repair, AP site formation. Gene Ontology annotation, molecular function: 8-oxo-7,8-dihydroguanine DNA N-glycosylase activity; damaged DNA binding. The transcript has 3 exons. The record is from RefSeq and is a predicted model, not a curated record.
AGAAUCGCAAACUUCCUGUCAACUGCAAGGAUGACGGGCGCGUUUUCAGAGUGGCGCAAGCUGCCGAUAAGUCUGAGUGAGCUUUGCAUCAAUACAACCUUGCGCUGUGGCCAAUCUUUCAGAUGGCAACAGAUCCCCGAAAGUGAAGAAUGGCGUUGUGUGCUUUAUGGCAAGCUCCUGUCUUUGAAGCAAGACUCAUCAAAUCUCUAUUACCGCGAUUAUCGAUCACCAUCUUCCGCCUCUCUACCAACUCCGCCGACUUCAGAGAUUCCAUCUCGGGCGCAAUCCGACACAGAACCCGGCGACGGCAAGGCGCAUGCAGACAGCUCGCAUGAAGACCAUGUUCUCCGAAUUAUAAAGCACUAUCUCAAUCUAUCGUCAAAUCUGUCCAAUCUCUAUACCCAAUGGUCCGCACAAGAUCCCAAUUUCAGGAAAAAGGCAGCCCAGUUUACUGGAAUUCGGAUCUUGCGCCAAGAUGCCUGGGAAGCGCUGGUAUCAUUCAUAUGCAGCAGCAACAACAAUAUCUCCCGGAUCUCACAAAUGGUAGAAAAAUUGUGUCUCAACUACGGACCCUUCAUUGCCAAGGUUGGCGAACGCUCAUACCAUGAUUUCCCUACGCCAGAGGCUUUGGCGGGCAAAGACGUGGAAAGCAAUCUCCGCACCUUAGGCUUUGGGUAUCGCGCAAAGUAUAUCUACCAGACCGCUGUCAUGGUCUCUCAAGAAAGAGAGAAAGGCUGGUUAGAUAGCCUCUGCAACCCCGAAUCACCGGCUUUCGGGGUGGAAGCAAAGCCUGGUGACGAGAUGAAGCCCGAAGGACGGCAAGGUUACCGUGAUGCCCAUGAGAAACUUCUCGAACUACAAGGCGUCGGGCCAAAGGUGUCCGAUUGUGUGUGCUUGAUGGGCCUUGGAUGGGGCGAAUCAGUACCCGUCGAUACCCAUGUAUGGCAAAUCGCACAACGAGACUACCGUUUUGGUAAAAGCUCCCAUAAAUCGCUCACUAAAGCGACAUAUGAUGCUGUAGCCAAUCACUUCCGCAAGCUAUGGGGUCAGGAAGCAGGAUGGGCACAUAGUGUGCUCUUUACAGCAGACCUGCGGUCCUUUGCGGAUCGACUCGCAGCAACGAAGAAGGUUGAUGUGUCAGUGAAGGAGGAGGACUCGGAGAUCAAAAUCAAGACCGACGUGACAACUGCUGUGGCAUUAACUGUGCCUAAGGAGGAACCCGUGGAUAUAAAGGUCGAGGACUCGGAGAUCAAGCCUGUCACGAAGGCGGCCCGAGGGAAGAAGAGAAAAGACUCGACGGAGGCCAUCGUGCAUGCAUCUCAGACGACAGAGACCAGGAGGGUGUCCAAGCGACUGCGUCGAUAGAAGGUUGCCCAGGUGUGAUCUGGCGUACAAUGUAUAUUACAACUGUGUAUUAAGUGUACGAGUCAUGGAUCCUGAUCAAGGACGAGGAUUGUAAAGUAA